UACCAAUAGAACACUGGUUACUGGUACCUACCUAGUACCUGCUACCUACCGAAAUCUGGCGUGUAAAUUGUCACUUGCUAUUUCGAGAAAAAGAUCGCGCUCUGCGCUAUUGUAUACCUCCGUCUCCAACACUACGAACGAAAAAGUCGAAAUAAAAACCCUCGCUAUAUUUUUAUUUUUUAGAUUUAAUUUGUUGUGUAACAUUGUGAAACCUUUAAGUAUAUUUUGUGUGUUUUGAAAACAUUACAUAAUGCCGCUCCUAAGGCUCACUUCUGGCACUUUUGGGCAGCUGCGUACCUUCGCUACGUCAUCAGCCCUUGGAAAGAGAGUGAAAACUUUCGCAGUAUAUCGCUGGAACCCUGAUGAGCCCGACAAGAAGCCAUACACCCAAAACUUCGAGGUCGAUUUAGACGACUGCGCACCUAUGGUGCUCGAUGCUCUUUUGAAGAUUAAAAAUGAAAUGGACCCAACCCUCACCUUUAGGAGGUCGUGCCGUGAGGGUGUAUGUGGCUCUUGCGCUAUGAACAUCGACGGCGUGAAUACUCUCGCAUGCAUCAGUCAUAUCGAUCAAAAUAUGUCGAAGCCCACAAAGAUUUAUCCGCUCCCGCACAUGUACGUGGUCAAGGACCUCGUCCCAGAUUUGACUAACUUCUAUAAGCAAUAUCAGUCGAUAGAGCCUUGGUUACAGCGCGACAAGGAAGCUGUGAAAGGUAAGGAAACCCAGCUACUUCAGGAUGUCGAAGAUAGGGCUAAGUUGGAUGGCCUCUAUGAGUGUGUGCUCUGUGCUUGUUGUUCAACCAGUUGCCCGUCAUAUUGGUGGAAUGGCGAUAAAUAUUUGGGUCCUGCAGUCCUCAUGCAGGCAUACAGAUGGAUCAUUGACUCCCGUGACGAUGCAACAGCCAAACGUCUCUCAAAGUUGAAAGACACAUACUCUGUGUACCGUUGCCACACGAUCAUGAACUGCACAAGGACUUGCCCCAAAGGUUUGAACCCAGGCCGUGCUAUUGCCCAGAUAAAAACAUUGUUAUCAGGCAUGGUAAAGAAACAGGCUCCAAUCAUGGACCCUGCAGGUUUGGAAAAGCAGGCAGCACACAAUUAAGCUUCAAUGGACCUAGAUAAUACUUAAAAUCCUCUAAUUUCAAUUUGACAAUAAGAUAAUGCAGAGAAGAGUAAUUUAUUAUCAUUUUAGUAUAUUUAUUAUUUCCGUUGAUCUUGACUGAAUCGUGAUCUAUGCAUCGAUAAAUGUAAUAUUGACCUAGCUUAACCUUCUGUUUUUAUUAUCAGUAAUGAAUUCUUGACCUCUAAUGGAUGAUCUUAUUAUAUCAAAUAUUGCUAUAGAUAUAUUUAUAAAUGAUGAUAAUAUUAUGUAGUUGAAGUAUUAAUAAAAUGUAUUAUCAUUUCUCAUUCAUCCAAAUCUAAAUUAUACUCAUUUUUUAAAGUAUUAUAACAUUCUGAAUUAAAUUAUUGUCAUGUAGCUUGUAUAUGUGUUAGUUUAUUGAAUAAAAGUAAAUUUUAAACUA
Messenger RNA from Zerene cesonia (dogface butterfly), 1520 nucleotides. RefSeq names its product succinate dehydrogenase [ubiquinone] iron-sulfur subunit, mitochondrial (gene SdhB). Gene Ontology annotation, molecular function: 2 iron, 2 sulfur cluster binding; electron transfer activity. Gene Ontology annotation, biological process: respiratory electron transport chain; aerobic respiration; tricarboxylic acid cycle. The transcript has a single exon. Lineage: Eukaryota; Metazoa; Arthropoda; Insecta; Lepidoptera; Pieridae. The coding region runs from base 251 to 1099 and encodes 282 amino acids. Gene Ontology annotation, cellular component: mitochondrial membrane. The record is from RefSeq and is a predicted model, not a curated record.